This is a messenger RNA of Vombatus ursinus (common wombat), 300 nucleotides long. It is a transcript of the gene LELP1, whose product is annotated as late cornified envelope like proline rich 1. NCBI's taxonomy places the organism in Eukaryota, Metazoa, Chordata, Mammalia, Diprotodontia, Vombatidae. The record is from RefSeq and is a predicted model, not a curated record. The coding region runs from base 1 to 300 and encodes 99 amino acids. Gene Ontology annotation, cellular component: extracellular region. The transcript has a single exon.
AUGUCGAAUGAAGAAGACAAAAAUAAGCCCAGUGAGCCUAAGUGUGAACCCCGGUGUUGUGAGCCCAGGUGCCAACCAAGCUGCCUGAAGAAACUUCUGCAGCGGUGCUCUGAGAAAUGCACCCCAGCCUGCCCACCCAAAUGUGUCCCAUGUCCUCCCCCUUGCCCUAAACCUUGCCCACCUAAAUGCUGCCCAGCACCAUGUCCUCCUCCUUGCCCACCUAAAUGCUGCCCACCACCACGUCCUCCAAAAUGUCCCCCUCCAUGUCCCCCUCCUCCACCAUGCCCCCCACCAGAAUGA